This is a messenger RNA of Spea bombifrons (plains spadefoot toad), 1535 nucleotides long. RefSeq names its product gap junction protein delta 2 (gene GJD2). NCBI's taxonomy places the organism in Eukaryota, Metazoa, Chordata, Amphibia, Anura, Pelobatidae. Gene Ontology annotation, cellular component: connexin complex. The coding region runs from base 131 to 1045 and encodes 304 amino acids. Gene Ontology annotation, biological process: cell communication. The transcript has 2 exons. The record is from RefSeq and is a predicted model, not a curated record.
GCAGCCUUCCCGAGCGGGGACAACUCUGAUCACCACACAGAUUAAGCUGAGCACAGGUCACCUCCACCCGGUGGCUUCCCCAGGAAAAGGAGAAAAGCCUCCCGCAGAACAAGGUCUCCGAUGUACAGCGAUGGGAGAAUGGACCAUCCUAGAAAGACUUCUGGAGGCAGCUGUGCAACAGCACAGUACUAUGAUAGGAAGGAUUCUGCUGACUGUGGUGGUCAUCUUCAGAAUCCUCAUUGUCGCUAUUGUAGGGGAGACUGUUUAUGAUGAUGAACAGACCAUGUUUGUUUGCAACACUCUACAACCCGGAUGCAACCAAGCAUGCUAUGACAGAGCUUUCCCAAUUUCCCACAUAAGAUACUGGGUGUUUCAAAUCAUUUUGGUAUGCACACCGAGCCUCUGCUUCAUUACCUAUUCUGUCCACCAGUCUGCCAAGCAGAAAGAGAGGAGAUACUCCACAGUCUUUCUUACUCUGGACAGGGAACAGGACAACGUAAAACGAGAGGACAGCAAAAAGAUCAAGAACACCCUGGUUAAUGGUGUUCUGCAAAACACAGAGAACUCUACCAAAGAGGCAGAGCCUGACUGCUUGGAAAUUAAGGAAAUCCCAAAUCCUUCCAUUAGAACCACCAAAUCCAAAAUGAGGCGCCAAGAAGGCAUCUCAAGGUUCUACAUUAUCCAGGUAGUCUUCAGAAAUGCUCUGGAAAUUGGCUUUCUUGUGGGACAAUAUUUCUUGUACGGUUUUAAUGUCUCCUCCAUUUAUGAGUGUGACAGGUAUCCUUGCAUCAAAGAGGUGGAGUGCUAUGUUUCCAGGCCUACAGAGAAGACAGUGUUCCUGGUUUUUAUGUUCGCGGUCAGUGGCCUAUGCGUUGUGCUCAAUCUGGCCGAGUUGAACCAUUUGGGUUGGAGGAAAAUUAAAACAGCAGUCAGGGGCGUACAAGCCAAGAGGAAAUCCAUCUAUGAGAUCAGGAAUAAGGACUUACCCAGGAUGGGGGUACCAAAUUUUGGAAGGACUCAAUCCAGUGACUCAGCUUAUGUUUGAGGAACCUCUAAAUAAAGCAGCUGAGAACUGGUUCCUUGGAGCACGAGGAGAUGAAGGAUCUUAUCUAAUUAAUGGAAUGCCGUUGGACUUGAUUGCCAUUGCACUGCAGGAAUGUGCUGGCUGGUAACGUUAAUACCAAUCAGUAGCAGCUACCACUAAUUUAACUGGUGAAAAAAUAUCCGGCUCCAUAGCGAUAAUUCAUGUUUGUGAAUAUUACAUUUGAUACAAGAUCCUUUUGUACGGCAGAUUACUUUCUUACAGCGCCUUCUUCGGAGCUACCAAUGUUCAGGUUAGAUCACUACACACAGAUAUGCCAGCUCAAACAAAAUGGAACUAUCCAUUUUAACUUCAGGAUUAUGCCCAUUUUGGACAAAACGGGCUGAAUUGUGGAGAGGGAAUAGCAGCCCUCGCACAGAUUGCAAUGGAAAAUAAUGAGAUAAAAACAGCAAUAUAUUGGCCCAGAUCCAUUAACUGAAAUAAAUGCAUUGCU